CCAACAUUUCUUUUCUUCACUGCAACUUAAACACACCAAUUUAGAAGCUCUUAAACACAAAAACAAUUUACUUAAUUGCUAGCUAUGGCCAUUCCGAAGCUUUUCAUUGCUACUCUUGUCGUCUCUUUUCUCCUCCUUCAUGUGGCUGAAGCUCAAGAAGUGAUCGAGAGCAGUGGCCCAAAGAGGUCUCUACUUGGUAUAAAUUGUGGAGCAGCAUGCGUGGCCAGGUGUCGGUUAAGCCGUCGGCCAAAUCUAUGCCACAGGGCAUGCGGGACCUGCUGUGCUCGUUGUGGUUGUGUUCCACCGGGUACUUCUGGUAACCAAGAACUAUGCGCUUGCUACUACAACCAGACUACCCAUGGAGGAAAACGCAAGUGCCCUUAAGUUGGUUAUAAAAUGUUACACAAAUCUUAUGUAAUUUAAUAGUAAUAUUACUUUCCGAAAUUUGAAUUUUGGUUAUCUUUAUACUGUGCUUUUAUAUUUGGUUGGGUGAAUAACUAUGUAUGUACUUUAAUUUUAUUGUAUAUUCACUUUGUGAACUAUAAUAAAAAAAAUGUGUUACAUUUUGGCCUUCUCAAAAUCCUAGGCUGAUUUUAUAUGAUUUUUAUAUUUUAUAUUGGA
This is a messenger RNA of Beta vulgaris subsp. vulgaris (sugar beet), 621 nucleotides long. RefSeq names its product gibberellin-regulated protein 1. The coding region runs from base 85 to 384 and encodes 99 amino acids. NCBI's taxonomy places the organism in Eukaryota, Viridiplantae, Streptophyta, Magnoliopsida, Caryophyllales, Amaranthaceae. The record is from RefSeq and is a predicted model, not a curated record. The transcript is spliced from 3 exons.